Messenger RNA from Pseudocercospora fijiensis CIRAD86, 711 nucleotides. RefSeq lists its product as uncharacterized. The transcript has 2 exons. Gene Ontology annotation, molecular function: glutathione peroxidase activity. The record is from RefSeq and is a predicted model, not a curated record. NCBI's taxonomy places the organism in Eukaryota, Fungi, Ascomycota, Dothideomycetes, Mycosphaerellales, Mycosphaerellaceae. Gene Ontology annotation, biological process: response to oxidative stress. Bases 66 to 605 code for a protein of 179 amino acids.
CCGUCUUCCCCUACUCGCCCAUCGCAAAACCACUGCACAUACAGCAGCAGUCCAGCUUUGCCAACAUGGCUUCCGCCACCACCUUCUACGAUUUCAAGCCCAAGGACAAGAAGGGCAACGAGUUCCCGCUGUCCGACUUGAAGGGCAAAGUCGUGCUUGUCGUCAACACUGCCUCCAAGUGCGGCUUUACACCCCAGUUUGAGGGUCUUGAGAAGCUUUACAAAGAGCUUAAACCAAGCCACCCAGAUUUCGAGAUCAUCGGAUUUCCGUGCAACCAGUUCGGCAACCAAGACCCAGGCAGCGACGAUGACAUCCAGAGCUUCUGCCAGCUGAACUAUGGCGUCACUUUCCCUGUGCUCGGCAAGACCGACGUCAAUGGAGACAAGGCAGAGCCUGUAUGGGAGUGGAUGAAGUCGCGCAAGCCAGGCCUUAUGGGUCUGAAGAGAAUCAAGUGGAACUUCGAGAAGUUCCUCAUCGGAAAAGACGGUGAGGUCAAGCAACGAUGGGCGAGCACAACAGCACCAGAAAAGCUCAAGUCGGCCAUCGAAGCAGAGUUGAAGAAAAGCACACCUACUGCUGCAGAGAAGCCAACACCGACAUCUUGAGCGAUGAAUUCUAUGCGUAACCAGAUUGUCUGGAGAAGAAUGAUAAUAUGUUAGGGCGGCGUACAGAGAUACCCUCAGCUGAAAUCAACACCAUAUUUCGCAGCCA